CCAAUGCUAUUUGUAAAGUAGCUAGCUAAUUAUAAAACACAUCAGCAGCCACACAGGCUCAGGCUCUUUAAUCCCGCUGCUGUGAAACAAAGGCCGCCGGCGUGACGUCGACAUCACCUGCGUGGACAGUGCACACCUUUUUUUUUUUAUCCCCAAUUUUGAACUCGCUGGACCCUACGAGCAACAGACGUCACUCCUGUUGGUCUCCAUGCGGAUGUGUAUGUAGGCGGGGACAAGGAGACCAUUUCCCCCCUUUUUACGUGUGUUUUUUUAGUUCCUCACAAGCACAAACAUGGCGCAGGCGUUAAACUUUCUGAUGAGCAAUUCCUGCGGUUUGCAGGACAAGCUGCAGAGUUGGCUGCUUGAGUACAAUAUGAUUUCCUGUGACGAGAACAUGAACAGGUGUUGUGAGACGAUCGAGUUCACGGCCAAAAUCCAAGGAGAGCUCUUUUCCAUCCUGAACUCAAUAGCUGCUGAAGGUAAACACACAGAUGGAGUGUCCGCCAUCAAAACACGCUUGCUGCCAUGCCUGGGAAAUUGUUUCUCAACAUUAAGGUCGCCUGUCGCCAGCAUUGACGCCACUUCAAGUCUCUCGCAGGAAUUGGCGGAAAAGGACCGGAAGAUCCUGGAGCUGGCCAGCUGCAACAAGUGGUUGGAGUCGCAGCUGUGUGCCACUCAGAGGCAGCUGGACUUGGUCAAGGCAGAGCUGGAUGAUGCUCAUCGGGACCUGGACAAGGCAAAGAGCAAAACGGUGACCACCAUGCUGGCUACUGAGGAUGAACUACUGAAGCUGAAAGAGGAUUUGAGAUUCGCACGCUCCCAGAUAGACCUUUAUAAGAAUAAGCAGGUACCCUAUCAUGAUUACGACCGGCAGGCCUCCAUGUUGAGGAAUGAGGUGUCCUACCUAAACAACAACAGGUUGAUGAGAAACAGUACUAUUAACGCCUUAUCCAGCCACCGGCGCUCCUCCAGCCCCCUCAGGUUCGAGGUGGUCCCCCGAGCCCAGCUCACUAGCUCUAGCUCCUCCCGUCUGCUGCGCGUGGUGUCGCGCUUCAACGAUUUGUAUGCUGCGGAACGCAAGGAGGCGGAGUCACAGCUUCAGAAUUACAUCAGCAACUCUGACACAGUCCAGAGGAUCAUCUUCAUCGCCAUGGUGGAGUCCUUCAAGACUGCUAAACUAGCUUACCGUCUCUUAAAGCUGCGCACUCGCAAAACUUUGGCCGCAAUUCACCCUGGGCCAGAGAAUCUAGAGGAUAUCAUCUUGGAGUACAUGGUCAAAAACCAGGACCUCCAUGAUGUGCAGUCCAGCGCAGAUGAUGUCGUCAGUGCCAUGAAACUAAAUCCUUGCAUCGCCAGCAUCUCAAAAGUCAACUUUGAUAUCAUCAGACCCUUAAUUAUAGAGACAUGCAAGCUGGCCUUCACCAUGCAGACAUUAGACCCGCCCCUCGACUUGGCCUUCGCCAGUGAUGGAGAACAUUUCAUCGGUGACAAAUAUCGUCGCAGUCGUGACUCGGACGUCUCUGUUCAGCGAGUUUCGUACCACAUCUGGCCCGCUCUGAUGCAGGGCAGCACGGUGCGGACCAAAGGGGAAGCUGUGACCAAACAAGAACCUAUGUGGAGUGGAAGCACUGACAGGAGCUGUGGAGUCAGCAAUAUGCGAUCACACUCCCUCAGCCCGACUCAGAAUCGCUCUCUUAUGUUUCAGGACAGAAGAAGCUUGUCUCCCGGUGCGCUGUCUGCCAGCUGCUUGUGAGCACUCGGAGCGUUCUGUGACAUCAUCAUCCUCACUUGGACUCAAACCAGAUUCAACUGCGUUCACAUCGACACUCCGACACGGCGUCUCCAUCCAUGAGUGGACGGCACCGUGCUGAUGAGCAGCGAGCGGAGGUCAGUGCGUUAAAGGCAGCUACGUGAACAACUUUACCGUACAAUUGUACGUGCAUGAAAACCGAUCAACUUAGGACACACUUGGUGCUAAUGAUAUAAUUUCAUCCUCCUCCAGUAUCACUUUACAGCAUUGAUUUAGUGUUCUUAGUGCGUUUAUUUUGUCUCCAUUGCAGACGUAAACAAAUAGUUUGUACUGUGUAUAGCAUUUUUUUUACCAGAAUUUUGGAUCAAUAACUUUAGUUUUGUAUCAUGUUAUUAAUAAGAAUGUUUAGCUACUUAGAAAAUAUUAGCUUGUCAUCGAGCUAAAUAGAUUUGCUGCACUUUUGUCACACUGUUUAUUUUUGUAGAAUAGCAAUAAAACAUGCAUUUCAUUAUACAGAAAAAAUGGAUUUAUGUCAAUAUUUUAAAACAUAUUUCACGUUCUAAAGCAGGUUUUUUAAAAGUAAUUUAAAAGGUGUUGUCUAAUUAUUUAUAAAACACUUAAGUAUUUUACCAACAACUGCAGCUCCCUUUGUCGAAAUCUGAGGCAGAAAAAAAGCCUUUAAUCAACAAAAAAUGCAAAUACUGAUAUUGUUCUGAUACCAAGUAAAUAUGGAGUCAAUACUGACGAUAUCGAAAUGCUCCAGAUUGUCUGGUUUUGUGAUUUUGGCUUUUAAUUUGGCGGAUCAUGAUUCUAAAAAUGAGUAAAGUUAUUUGUUAACUAUUCAAUAUAUAAAUAAGUGUAAAUUAUUUCCUUUUAUUACACAAUCGUUGAGGAAAAUAAUAUUGAAAAACAAGUAAACAAAAGUCAAAACUAUUAUAGGCUAUCUUGCAAAUUCUCAAAGAGCUAUAUAUACACACACACAUAUCUAUAUACCAGUGACGUGCAGUCAGGGGAGGCAAGUGAGGCGGGGCCUCACGUGCCAUCAUGGAAAGAAAAAAAAUGUAAAAAGAAAAAAAAAAAUUAAAUUGUUAUAUGUAUCCAGUGAUUAUACUAUAAAGUUAUUUUCCAUUUAACUUCACCAGUUUUAGAUUAUUUUUAUUCUAAAUCGCUGAAUUUUCACAUUUGCCCUUCAAAUACUGACAAGAGACUUGCGGUGAGUCACCAGCCAGUUGAGGCACGUCACUGAGUUGAGCCUCACCAUGGAUUGCGCAAUGACUCUGCUAACUGCUGGCCUGCUGUGCAGUGAGACCGUAUUGCUAUAUGAAUUAUAUUAUACAUUUCCAUAGUUUAGUUAGCUGAAGUAUAUAAUGUACAGUGUAUUUUGUCAACAACUGUAUGUGUGUAACGUAUUUCUUGUGCUGAGCAAUCAUAAAACUGUGUGAGGCUCGCAG
This is a messenger RNA of Entelurus aequoreus (snake pipefish), 3201 nucleotides long. It is a transcript of the gene spata18, whose product is annotated as spermatogenesis associated 18. Lineage: Eukaryota; Metazoa; Chordata; Actinopteri; Syngnathiformes; Syngnathidae. Gene Ontology annotation, biological process: mitochondrial protein catabolic process; mitophagy by internal vacuole formation. Gene Ontology annotation, cellular component: mitochondrial outer membrane. The record is from RefSeq and is a predicted model, not a curated record. The coding region runs from base 293 to 1753 and encodes 486 amino acids. The transcript is spliced from 12 exons.